GUGAAAAAGAAUUGUCAGUAUUUAUAGCAUUCGUUAAUAUGCAGUUUAAUAAUUAAAUUAUUUUUAUUAAUAUUUACAUACAAAAACAACAUAUGAGUGUACAAAAUAAAUUUCAAUAAAAAGUGGGUUGACACCUGUGUAAUAAAAUUUAAUUAUGUACAUACAUACACUUUUAACUACGUGUACAAAUUUGUCUUUAUAAAAAUUAAGAUUUUUCUGAGGCUAGAUAAACCAUUUCACUUUUUUAUUAAAUGUACAAAACAGUUGGUAUUUUGUUCGAAUUUAAAUUCCUUUAACUGUGGAAUAGCUUGAAGGAAUACAAACACGUUAUGUUUAUACAUCACAAAAACAACAUAUGAGUGUACAAAAUAAAUUUCAAUAAAAAGUGGGUUGACACCUGUGUAAUAAAAUUUAAUUAUGUACAUACAUACACUUUUAACUACGUGUACAAAUUUGUCUUUAUAAAAAUUAAGAUUUUUCUGAGGCUAGAUAAACCAUUUCACUUUUUUAUUAAAUGUACAAAACAGUUGGUAUUUUGUUCGAAUUUAAAUUCCUUUAACUGUGGAAUAGCUUGAAGGAAUACAAACACGUUAUGUUUAUACAUCACGAAAGCAAAUAUGAAAUAGAAAAUCAUGAAGCUACUCAACCAUUAAAUGAACACGAAAGCAGCGAUGAUGAAAAUGAUAUAACCCCUUUAGUCAAUAAUGAUGAUGUUGGUGGAAUAUUUAAAACUAGAUAUGUAUUUGGUUUUAUGGGAUUUCUUGGCUUUGCCGUAGUAUAUGCCAUGAGAGUUAAUUUAUCUGUUGCAAUUGUUGCUAUGGUAAAUCAAACUGCUAUAUCACAUGAAAAUGUUACUAUUGAAGACGUCUGCCCAGCAUCAUCAAAUACCAGUGAAAAUAACACACUACCAGAAAACACAAAUGGUGAAUUUAUAUGGGAUGAAACAACUCAAGGUAUAGUUUUAGGGUCUUUUUUUUAUGGAUAUGUUAUAACUCAAGUACCUGGCGGUAGAUUAGCAGAACAAAUGGGUGGUAAACUAGUCUACGGAUUCGGAGUUUUGAUAACAGCAAUAUUCACUAUGCUGACUCCUAUGGCAGCUUAUUUUAGUCUUCCAACACUGGUAGUGGUUAGAAUAUUGGAAGGUAUGGGAGAAGGUGUUACAUAUCCGGCUAUGCAUGCAAUGUUAGCACAUUGGAUACCUCCAUUAGAAAGAAACAAAUUUGCUUCUGUGGUGUACGCUGGUUCAAAUAUUGGCACUGUUAUUUCAUUACCGUUAGCAGGUUGGCUGUGUUCCCUACAGUUUAUGGGUGGUUGGCCAUUGGCAUUUUAUAUAUUUGGGAUCUUAGGAAUAAUAUGGUUUAUAUUUUGGAUGCUAUUAGUUUUUGAUACACCAAGUGCUCAUCCGCGUAUAAGUUACAAAGAAUUGAACUAUAUUGAAAGGUCAAUCCGCUUAACAGGCGUUGAUGAAGAUUUCGAUGGUCAAAUCGGUAUCGAUUCAGAAAGUAUCCCUUGGCUUGAAGUUUUAUCAUCAUUACCAGUUUGGGCAAUUUUAAUUACACAAUGUGGACAAGCUUGGGCAUUCUAUACCCAACUUACAGAGCUUCCAACUUAUAUGAAUAGUAUUUUACAUUUUGGAAUUAAAUCAAAUGCAACUGCUACCGCUCUUCCAUAUUUUACAAGUUGGAUUUUAGGUAUUUGUUGUUCAAUAUUUGCUGAUUGGUUAUUAGCUAGAAACUAUAUUUCGUUGUUAAAUUCGAUGAAAUUAUGGAAUACAAUAGCUUCAGUGAUACCUAGUUUAGGGCUGAUUGGUGUUGCUUAUGUUGGUUGUAAUUGGAUAUGGGUAAUGUUUAUGUUAGCAGGUGUAGGUGCUUUUCAAGGUGCUGUUUAUUCAGGAAAUCAAUUAAAUCAUAUUGCCAUUAGUCCGAAAUACGCAGGCACACUUUAUGGUUUAACAAACGCCGCUGGAAACACUUGCGGUUUCUUAGCCCCAUAUGUGAUUGGAAUGUUGAUAAAUGGGAAAGAAACUUUGACAAGAUGGCGCUUGGUGUUUUAUUUAGCUGCUUUUUUCUGCAUUGGUGGUAACUUCUUUUAUCUACUUUUUGCCAGCGCAACUGAACAAUCGUGGUCAAAAAAUCGUAGGAGAACUUUAAGAGAAACGUUUUAACAUGUAGAAUGGUUUUAUAAUUUCAUUUAAUACGAAGUAUAUUAUUUAUAUUUUCAAUAAGGUUCAAUAUAUACCAAAACCGCAACAGUUCACCCAAAUGCAGCUUUCAAAAGAGAUUUGCGAGCCUGGGGAAAGAAAAUAUAUUUUUAAAUAUUGAGCUAAGAAAUUAAUUUUCAAAUAUUUUCACAUUGCAAAACAAACCAUAUAUUAACCUAAACUAGAGAUUUUUAUUUAUUAAAAAUUUGAUGUGCUGUGAAACCGUCUGUAUAUAUUUAGUUCAACUAAAUGGCUGACUUAUAAAAUGAUAAACAUAAUAAAUUAAGAAUUUUAUGAAAUUGAUAAAAUAACCUUUAUGCAUAAUAUAAUUUAAUUUUGAGAAAAAAAUAUAUAUAGGGCAUUGUACUUAAUUGUAUCACUUCUCCAAUACAUAAUUAAAUAAUUUAAUUGUUUUAGUUUUAGAGAGAAUUUUUAAAAGUCAAUUGGAUAA
Messenger RNA from Condylostylus longicornis, 2651 nucleotides. RefSeq names its product sialin (gene MFS10). Gene Ontology annotation, biological process: transmembrane transport; monoatomic anion transport. The transcript has 4 exons. Gene Ontology annotation, molecular function: transmembrane transporter activity. The coding region runs from base 593 to 2164 and encodes 523 amino acids. Lineage: Eukaryota; Metazoa; Arthropoda; Insecta; Diptera; Dolichopodidae. The record is from RefSeq and is a predicted model, not a curated record.